Molecule: messenger RNA, 1551 nt
Organism: Pestalotiopsis fici W106-1
Lineage: Eukaryota; Fungi; Ascomycota; Sordariomycetes; Amphisphaeriales; Sporocadaceae
Exons: 1
Coding region: 1-1551 (516 amino acids)
Cellular component (GO): mitochondrion
Molecular function (GO): proline dehydrogenase activity; FAD binding
Source: RefSeq, a predicted model, not a curated record
AUGCUGCAGGCCCCAUUGGCGGGAAGGCCCUUGGCCUUUCCUUCGUCUUUGAGGAUUGUAAAGCAUCAAUCAUAUGUCUUCCUAGUAGCCCGGUCCUUCGCGACAACGCGACCUGCCUUGGAACCCACCGAGACCGCCAAACGUCGCCUUCACUCGACCUCGAAAACUGCCCAGGAUAUUUCCAUCAUUGACACCAAGUCCAUCACCGACCUCAAGUCUCAAUUCGCCGAGGAAGCAAAAAUGGCAGCCAAGAAAAAGGUUGUGCCACUUUCCGUUCUUCCGCUUCCUACGGUCCUCCGUACGCUUGCCACGACGACCAUUUCAUCUUCGCCAAUCCUCCUCCCGCCUUCGCUGGCCGCCAUGAACGUGCUUGCGCACACUGAAAACCCGAUCUUGAACCCCGACAAGAACGCUAUACUCGGCUGGUUCUUGAAGAAGACCUUUUACGCACAAUUCUGCGCUGGUGAGAAUGCUGGCGAGGUCCGCCAGACGGUCGACGGUCUGAGGAAGAUGGGUUUCACUGGUGUCAUUCUGGGUUACGCCAAAGAGGUGGUUCUUUCCAAGUCGCAGACGGAGAACUUGACCGCCUGUGACCAUGGCAUCGAAAAGGACGAGUGUGUUGAGAAGGAGAUUGGACCCUGGACUGCUGGUACCCUGGAGACCGUCCGACUGGCUCAACCCGGCGACUUUGUCGCUCUCAAGUUUACCGGUGCUGGACGGCAGGCCCUCUACGCCCUCAAGAAUCGACUUCCCCCUCCCAAGGAGCUCCGUGCCGGUAUCGACCAAGUCUGCGACUAUGCUCGCGAGCGCAACAUCCCUCUCUUGUUUGAUGCCGAGCAAACUGCUCUGCAGGCAGGCAUCGACGACUGGACCCUCGAGUACCAGCGCAAGUACAACAAUGUCCCUGGCCACGCUCUUAUCUACGGUACCUACCAGGCCUACCUCAAGGCUUGUCCUGCCGUCCUCGGCUCGCACCUCCUGGCUGCCGCCAAGGAGGGCUUCACUCUGGGUAUCAAGCUCGUUCGUGGUGCCUACCUCGGCGCCGACCCCCGUCACAUUAUUCACGACACCAAGGAAGACACGGACAAAUACUAUGAUGCCAUUACUGAGUCGUUGAUCCGUCGCGAGUGGAACGACAUUCUCAAGCAAGACGUCGAGUACCCCCUCGUCUCAAUUCUCUUGGGCUCACACAACCUCGAGUCGGUGCGCCGUGCCCGCGCGGUCCGCGACUCGAUCUCCAUCCCGGCACCAACAACAUACCCGUCCAAGGGCCCGGUCGGCGAGCUGGCCAUUGCGCAGCUGCAGGGCAUGGCUGACGACGUGAGCUGCGAGCUCGUGUGCGUCAAGAAGCGCGACGACCGCGACAGUGCCAUUGAGGAGAGCACCAAGGCCUACAAGUACAUUGUCUGGGGCACCACGGGCGAGUGCAUGAAGUACCUGCUGCGCCGUGCCAACGAGAACAAGGACGCCGUCCAGCGCACCCGUACCGGACGUGAUGCCAUGUGGGGCGAGCUCAAGAGACGCUUCUGGGCGUCUUUGGGCCGUGCCUAA